AUGCAUGGACUUGCCCUCCUUACGGGCCUUGUUGGCAUUGCCAAUGCUGCUUGUCCAUACAUGACGGGCGAGGCUGGUUUGGUUCGUCGUGAUGAGGGAGAUGCCACUGCAGGCACCGAAGAAUUCCUGUCCAACUUCUACUUGAAGGACGAGGACGCUUUCAUGACUUCGGAUGUUGGCGGUCCAAUUGAAGAUCAGAACAGCUUGAAGGCUGGAGAGCGUGGUCCCACCCUUCUGGAAGACUUUAUCUUCCGCCAGAAGAUCCAACGGUUUGAUCAUGAACGAGUUCCCGAGCGCGCUGUUCAUGCCCGUGGUGCGGGUGCCCAUGGUGUUUUCACAUCCUACGGUGACUGGUCGAAUAUCACCGCUGCUUCCUUCCUCUCUGUGAAGGACAAAGAGACCCCCGUCUUCGUUCGCUUCUCAACCGUCGCUGGAAGUCGCGGAAGUGCCGAUACGGCUCGCGACGUGCACGGCUUUGCAACUCGCUUCUAUACUGAUGAAGGAAACUUUGAUAUCGUCGGCAACAACAUCCCCGUAUUCUUCAUCCAGGAUGCUAUCAAGUUCCCCGACUUGAUCCACGCAGUGAAGCCUCGAGGCGACAAUGAGAUCCCUCAAGCAGCGACUGCGCACGACUCUGCUUGGGACUUCUUCAGCCAGCAGCCCAGUACUCUGCAUACGCUUCUAUGGGCAAUGGCUGGCCACGGUAUUCCUCGAUCCUUCCGACACGUCGACGGUUUUGGUGUGCACACCUUCCGUCUGGUCACCGAAGAUGGUGAAUCCAAGCUGGUCAAGUUCCACUGGAAGGGCCUUCAGGGUAAGGCUAGCCUGGUGUGGGAGGAGGCACAGCAGGUGUCCGGUAAGAAUGGGGACUUUAUGCGUCAGGACCUGUUUGAUGCUAUCGAAGCCGGUCGAUAUCCAGAGUGGGAGCUCGGCGUUCAAAUCAUGGACGAAGAUGAUCAACUCCGCUUUGGAUUCGACCUUCUUGAUCCGACCAAGAUCGUUCCCGAGGAAUACGUGCCAGUCACCAAGCUGGGCAAGAUGCAGUUGAAUCGGAACCCAAUGAACUACUUUGCAGAGACUGAACAAGUCAUGUUCCAACCUGGUCACAUCGUUCGUGGUGUUGACUUCACCGAAGAUCCACUUCUCCAGGGUCGCCUCUUCUCCUAUCUGGACACUCAACUCAAUCGAAAUGGCGGCCCCAACUUCGAACAGAUUCCCAUCAAUCGUCCCCGCGUCCCCAUUCACAACAACAACCGCGAUGGAGCUGGCCAGAUGUUCAUCCCCCUCAACCCGAACGCCUACACACCCAACACGCUCAACAACGGUUCCCCGAAACAGGCCAAUCAAACCGUCGGCAACGGCUUCUUCACCGCGUCCAGCCGUACAACAAGCGGCAAGUUGCUUCGUGCCGUCAGCUCUACCUUCGAGGAUGUCUGGUCGCAGCCGCGCCUGUUCUGGAACUCGCUCGUGCCCGCGGAAAAGCAGUUCGUCGUGGACGCGAUGCGCUUCGAGAGUGCUAAUGUUAAGAGCACCAUCGUUCGUGACAACGUCAUCAUCCAGCUUAACCGCAUCAGCAAUGACCUUGCAAAGCGCGUCGCUGAGGCGAUCGGUGCUACAGUACCCGAGCCUGACCCGACUUACUAUCACGAUAACACAACGGCGAACAUCGGCGCCUUCGGACAGAGGCUGUUGAAGCUGGAUGGCCUGAAGGUGGGCAUUCUUGCCUCCGUUUCGAAUGCAUCGUCUAUCGCCCAAGGCGCCGAGCUUCAGAGCCAGCUUAAAGAAGUUGGCGUCGAUGUGUUUGUUGUCGGCGAGCGACUGGCCGAUGGUGUGAACCAGACGUAUUCGGCAACGGAUGCCAUCAACUUUGACGCCGUGAUCGUUGCAGAUGGCGCCGAGGGGCUGUUCGGCUCCAACUCCUUUACCGCAUUGCCCACGGCGAAGGCGUCGGGCGCUACCUCCUUGUACCCGGCUGGUCGGCCCUUGGAGAUUCUUGUCGAUGCAUUCCGCUUUGGCAAGCCCGUCGGUACUCUGGGCCAGGGUGUUCUUGCGCUGGAUGAUGCACAGAUCUCUGCUGACCGAGACGGCGUGUACGUCGCGGAUGCGAUUGAUGACGAUUUCGCCAACCAUGUGAAGGAUGGACUACUUACGUUCAAGUUCUUGGAUCGAUUUGCGCUGGAUGAGUAA
Messenger RNA from Penicillium cataractarum, 2187 nucleotides. RefSeq names its product catalase catB (gene cat1). Bases 1 to 2187 code for a protein of 728 amino acids. Gene Ontology annotation, cellular component: cytosol. The record is from RefSeq and is a predicted model, not a curated record. The transcript has 5 exons. Gene Ontology annotation, biological process: response to oxidative stress; hydrogen peroxide catabolic process. Gene Ontology annotation, molecular function: heme binding; catalase activity. NCBI's taxonomy places the organism in Eukaryota, Fungi, Ascomycota, Eurotiomycetes, Eurotiales, Aspergillaceae.